Molecule: messenger RNA, 2951 nt
Organism: Venturia canescens
Lineage: Eukaryota; Metazoa; Arthropoda; Insecta; Hymenoptera; Ichneumonidae
Gene: NC2alpha
Product: negative cofactor 2 alpha
Exons: 5
Coding region: 323-1075 (250 amino acids)
Biological process (GO): transcription by RNA polymerase II
Cellular component (GO): nucleus; negative cofactor 2 complex
Molecular function (GO): core promoter sequence-specific DNA binding; RNA polymerase II general transcription initiation factor activity; protein heterodimerization activity
Source: RefSeq, a predicted model, not a curated record
GCUCUCGUACCUCGUUCGACCGAAUCGAGCGACAAAAACAACCUAUAAAAAUUUCUAACGUUUUGUUUUUUUUCACGUACACGUUUUUUUUCUUCGGUCGACUAUUGCAAUUUCGAUUUCGCCAUAUUACACGUCGCAUAUGCGUGCCACACACCAAUAUAUAUAAAAAGAGAAAAAGGAGAAAAAAGAAGUAUAAUCAAAUCGUUUAUCGAGCGUGUGUGUUCUCGAUUGCGUGUAGUGUGUUGUUUCGACUUUUUUUUUUCUAUUGUAUUUAUUUAUUCUAUAUCCUGCUGACUCUUGUUGGUUUUGGAUAUACAUCGUUAUGCCGUGUAAAAAGAAAAAAUAUAACGCUCGUUUUCCAGCGGGACGGAUCAAGAAAAUUAUGCAAACCGACGAGGAAGUUGGAAAAGUCGCUCAAGCUGUUCCUGUCAUUAUCUCUAGAACAUUGGAACUUUUUGUACAUUCACUACUCACCAAAACGAUGCAGAUAACCAAUGCUAAAAACGCAAAAACCCUGAGACCGUCCCACAUGAAGCAAUGUAUAUUAUCUGAAAGCCGAUUUGACUUUCUAAAAGACCUUGUCAAAGGUCUGCCUGAUGUUUCCGGAGCGGAUGAUGAUGUACCGACACCGCCAUUGACGCCAGCACCGAUGGGUGUCAACAUGGUUCCUGGUGCUGCCGGUGUGCCACCGACUUUACAUUCCGAUGGACGAGUACCCGAAGAAUUAAUGAAUUCGUCUCGCAGGCUAAGUCGAACGAGUAGAACUUCAAAGGAUGGUAAUGACCUAUUAAUAUUGGAUGGAACCGACGAAUUGCCAAAAAUUUUUAUACCAUCGAUGUCAAAUUCGACAACACCCAUCGGAACGCCAUCAAUGUUAUUACCAACGUCUCAGCAACACGAUGUGCCUAAUUUUCAAAUAUCGAUGCCCUCCUCGUUCCAAGUAAAACAACCGAAUUUUUAUACGGAAGUAGAACCAGUGAAUCUACCGUCAAACACGCACGCCACGAACAUCGUCGACCAGCCGACAUCGAAUUUCGAUCAUACUGCCGACAUCGACGAGGAUUAUGACACGUAGUUACGUUUCGCGUCGUUCGGUUCUAGCACCCGUUCAUUUUUUCUAACUCUUAGCUGUAAACAAUAUAUUGAAAAUUGCACCGUUGAAAUGGAACUAAAUUUUAUUUCCUUCUGCAGUCAAUUCCAACAUUUAUCGGCAGUUUGAAAUAAUAUUUGAAAAAAAAAAGAAAACAAGAAAUUAAUAAGAUCCGAAGAUUUGAGACUGACGAAUAAAUCGAAAUUUUUUCAUUGCGAACCGUGUAAUUUUCAAAAAAAUGCUGUGAAAGGACUGCAGAAGUGAACGAAGUGGCAAAUCGUCACCGUGCACACACGAGCACAUACACACAGACAAUAGAAUGGUGCGUUGUAGAAUGAAAACUUGCUAGCCUGCCCAGGGGUGCCUGAAAUCUCUCAAGAAACUCGUAUCGAACCUUUGACGAAGAAACAGAAGAGCACAAUUUUUGUUGAACCAUUAAUUCUUUUUCUCUUUUUUUUUAUACUCUUUAAAUUAUUCACCAAAAUCUUUUGCAUCUUCUUCUUUUGUUUUUCUUUUCAAACGAGAUUAUACGGUACGGUUAAGCUCGAUUCGAUAUAUCGGGCAGCGUAAAAAACGAGAAUGAUCUUUUUAUUUUAUUUUUCUUUUUGCGCUGAAUAAAAAUCUAAAUGAAAUAUUCUUACAAUGAGAAUUCAAACCGUACAUUUUUCACGAAUGCGAUUAUUCUCACGAUUAUUUGUCAGAAACUUUUCGAUUAUGUACACACAUUUUUUUUAGCUCUUCUUUAUUGCUAGAGUUGAGAAUGUACCAUCGUACAUUUCCAUCGAGCGAGACUAAACGUCAUUUUGAAGUUUUCUUUGCUAAAAUCCAACGAGAUUCGUCGAGGAAAGUUGCCUUAUCACAUUUUCAUUAUAGGGGGUUUUAAAAUUGAAAAAAAUCGAGCCAAAAGAGUUUCAAGUGUAUUCCAAUGAUGAAAACUUUGAUGCCAUGAUUUCUUACCGGGUCAAACCCCUCGAUAUGUAGUUCAUUCUUUGAAUAUUCACUCGCCAAAUAUUUAUCCACUGCCCGGACAUCAAAAACGAAAACCACCAUUAUAUUGAACGAAAUCAAACGAUACUGACGAUCCAAAUAUUCGUUUCGACGGAGCGCGAUUCGCAUUGCAAGUGACUGAUUUUUGUCCCGAGGCAAAUAAAUAUUGGAGUAAUGUGUACUUAUAGAAUUAGCCUCGCGGUAGAUAUUUAAGUAUUCUAUUGUUUUUGAAUAUUAUAUUUUAGUUAUUAAACAUAAGUGUAAUUAUUACGUGAGUAGAUUCACACAUAUAGGACUGAUAGACCUCUUUUGUGUAUUUAUGUGUAAAUAAAUGAUUCUAUCUUGAACAUCGAAUGGUCAUCAUGAAGUUGACUAAUGGACCAAUCGAGAAGAGGAUUGAAAACAACAAAAAUCAUUCGAUAUUCAAAUUCGACGUAUUCAUACCUCUGUAAAUUUUUGUAGACCCAGUCCAUGUCCAGCCACUGUUCAAAAAACAAAAUAGAACUUUUUGAAUACUAGGAAAAAACUGUAGUUUGAACAACACCUAAAUCCACGAAGUAGCACUUUCCUAUGAAAACACGUUGAGAUUUCAUGGGGUGAAAAUUGCCACAGUACUGCGAAAUUCUUUCCUAUUGGAAAGUGACGAAUUUCGAGGCUUGAAAAAAGGGUCUUUCGCCUGGGCAUUGAAUUUGGACUCAAGUUUUGCCUCGGGUAUUUUACCAGAGUGAACCAAAACUACAGUGAGAAAAAGCAAUAAAAAUAGUCACUAUACCUUCUAUAAAUACAGUUUUUAGCGAAUAUUCAUGACAAAAAUGAUUAUUGUCAACUUUGUAAUCACCAUUGUUAGAUAAAAAUAGAAAAUUUCAUUGCAAAA